Messenger RNA from Cavenderia fasciculata, 675 nucleotides. RefSeq lists its product as uncharacterized. The record is from RefSeq and is a predicted model, not a curated record. The transcript has 2 exons. Bases 1 to 675 code for a protein of 224 amino acids. NCBI's taxonomy places the organism in Eukaryota, Evosea, Eumycetozoa, Acytosteliales, Cavenderiaceae.
AUGAGCAAUGGAGGUUGGUUUGCGUCAUUAACAGAUCAACUCAAUCAGAUCAAAGAUGUUAUGACAACAGAGACAGAGUAUGAUGAAGAGUAUCGUCGUAUGAAUGAAGAAAAGAAUGGCAGUAAUCUAAAUGGAAACCAUUCAAGUAGUCAAAUGAUUGACAAUCAACAACAAGAUAACGAUGAUCCUGUUUUAUUAAGAGCUCAAAUUAACAAAUAUAAAGAGACUGUUGGAGAUAUGGAAAAGAGGGUACAGGAGUCUGAAGAAAGGAUUGUAUCUGUUUCAAAGGAAUUUGGUUCACUCAUGUCUGAAAAACAAAAAGAGAUGGACGAUUUGAAAUCUGUUAUUGUUAAUCUAAAGAAUUCAAUCAUUUCACCUCAAACAACAAUGACAACGACAACGACAGAAGAUGAAAAUGAUACAAAUACAAACAAUGAUGGAACAAUAGAAAAUGUAAAGAUUAAUAAUACAAACUUGGGAAUAACAUUUGAAAAUGAUGUUAAUUUAAUUUAUGAAGAUAAUCAUAAUAAUCAUGGAAAUCAAAAUGGUGGAUCAAAUAAUAAUAAUAAUAAUAAUAAUAAUGAAGAUGAAAUUAAUUAUUUAAAGGAACAAUUAAAGGUAGGUAGAAUUUGGUUUAGUAAUUUACUGAUAUUUGUUAUCUUGGAUGAAAACUAA